AUGAGUGCAGUUUUUAGCCCAUCAUUCAUGAUGAUGCAACGUCCAGUGGGAAGCACCACGGCCUUCAGCAUCGACUCCCUAAUCGGAGGUCCCCCUCAACCGAGCCCAGGACAUUUUGUUUACACGGGCUACCCCAUGUUCAUGCCGUAUAGGUCAGUAGUGCUGCCUCCUCCGCCCCCUCCACCGCCGGCCCUCUCUCAGUCCGCGCUCCAGGGGCUGCCGUCCACGCACCCGCACCACCAGAUCCCCGGGUUACCCAGCAGCUUCUGCUCCAGCUUGGCGCAGGGCAUGGCGCUGACCUCCACGCUCAUGGCCACGCUGCCCGGCGGCUUCCCCGCGUCUCCACAGCAGCAGCAGGAGGCGGUGAGGAAGUUCGCGCCCCAGUCUCUCCACGCUGCCUUCGACAAAACUCAGGAAAUGCGCUUGGACGCAGACGACGGGAAAAGCUUCCUGGGAAAGGAGUCUUCUCUCUCGUCAUUCCACGACACAGAGUCCCUGCAGUCCGUCACAGCCAGAAAUCACAGUAAAGAUGAUGGCAAAGAGGACGAGUGUAACCGUAAAGAGGAUAGUUACACGAUGGACAGCGAUUUAGACUACAGCUCAGACGACAAUGCCAGCGGCAGCGCCAUGUGUCAAAAGGACGACGGAGACGGGAGCGGUGGAAUGGACGAUGGUGCCCAUGGACCGAGCGGAACCGGCAGCACCACUUCUACCGGCAAGAACCGACGGCGACGGACAGCCUUCACCAGCGAGCAACUGUUAGAACUGGAGAAGGAAUUUCACUGUAAGAAGUACCUCUCUCUCACAGAACGCUCGCAGAUUGCGCACGCGCUAAAGCUCAGCGAGGUCCAGGUCAAGAUCUGGUUCCAGAACCGACGAGCCAAGUGGAAGCGCGUGAAAGCCGGAAACGUGAACUCUAAAAACGGAGAGCCCUCCAGAAACCCCAAAAUCGUGGUGCCCAUCCCCGUGCACGUCAGCCGCUUCGCAAUACGGAGUCAGCACCAGCAGCUAGAGCAAGCGCGGCCUUGAUCUCACACGGGAUGCGGAGGACUUACUGUCGAUAUAAGUUAAACGAAAUAAACAACCAUAGAGUACAGAAUAUGUAUGAAAACAAUGUUGGACUUCAAAUUAUGUCGACAGACCCAUGUUUAUACCUGUGAGAAAAAAAUGUGGUCGGUAAAAUGAUGUGGAAUAAUUCUUUCUUAGGCCUGCCUGACUGAGACCUGGAGCGGUAGGCUACCACACGAUUAGGUGCGUGAGUCGACUGAGAGGAUUCGGCUCCGGUGUUUGAUGAGAGUAUUUUGGGAAAGACUAAACUAUUUGGACCAAAAUAAUGGAUGCCGGGAGCCACUGUACAUUCCCAACAAAAAUAAUAGGCUAAUCAUGGAGAUCACUAUGGUUUUUUAGUUGUGUGCAGAGGCAGAGUUGUCAUGUUGGUGUAUUUUUUCAGACAUAACUGAGAGAACAGACGUGUCUCAGAUGAGCACUUUUUUGUUGGUUUAGCACUGUAAAAAGAUUAAGAAAAAAUCCACACUCUACCCCAGACAUUCAGGUGUUCCUGCUGCAUCAAUUCCAAUUAUGUGUUUUUAUUUACGUGAUCUUCACUAACUCUUAAAUUGACUAUUGUUGCUUGAUUUAAAAAAACGUUUAUGAUUGUAUUUUUCCACACCUUAUA
This is a messenger RNA of Sardina pilchardus (European sardine), 1675 nucleotides long. It is a transcript of the gene gbx2, whose product is annotated as gastrulation brain homeobox 2. NCBI's taxonomy places the organism in Eukaryota, Metazoa, Chordata, Actinopteri, Clupeiformes, Clupeidae. The coding region runs from base 1 to 1029 and encodes 342 amino acids. Gene Ontology annotation, cellular component: nucleus. The transcript is spliced from 2 exons. The record is from RefSeq and is a predicted model, not a curated record. Gene Ontology annotation, biological process: regulation of nervous system development; regulation of transcription by RNA polymerase II. Gene Ontology annotation, molecular function: DNA-binding transcription factor activity, RNA polymerase II-specific; RNA polymerase II transcription regulatory region sequence-specific DNA binding.